Messenger RNA from Canariomyces notabilis, 1248 nucleotides. RefSeq names its product NAD(P)-binding protein. Gene Ontology annotation, molecular function: oxidoreductase activity. The record is from RefSeq and is a predicted model, not a curated record. The transcript is spliced from 2 exons. Bases 277 to 1185 code for a protein of 302 amino acids. NCBI's taxonomy places the organism in Eukaryota, Fungi, Ascomycota, Sordariomycetes, Sordariales, Chaetomiaceae.
UGGAAAAGAGAAACUCGGCAAUCGCAACUUGGUUCUGUACCCACCUUACAGAGGUGUUAUGAUUAAACCCGAAGGGACAAUGAGCCAAGUUUUGACGCUUUUCAAGUAUCCGCUUGCCCACCUUUAUAUAAGGAACUUUCCUCACCAUCUGUAUCAUCCGUCAUCAUGAGUGCCCUUACCACCCCUUCACCUCACUUGUAUCCUUUGUACUGCUUGAGCAGAUAUAAGCCAGCAAAGACUUGCCUCUAGCGUACCUCAACUAGGCAGACUACAGCAAUGAGUGGUAAAAUCGUCAACGUUGCACUUGCUGGGGCCACCGGUAACCUCGGGCCCGCCGUCCUGGAACAGCUGGUGGCUGCGGGCUUCCAAGUUACCGUCUUGACCCGCAGCGGCGGCACCGCGCACAGCUUCCCAGCCUCGGUGCGCGUCUCGCAGGUCGACUACAACUCUCUCGACUCGCUUGUAGCCGCGCUGCGCGGCCAGGACGCCGUCGUGUCUACACUCCCACCCUCCCCCUUCACCACGCAGGAAGUUCUGGUGGAAGCCGCCUCGCGGGCCGGCGUGAAGCGCUUCAUCCCGAGCGAGUUCGGCUCCAACACGGUGGUCCCGAAAACCGCCGCGUUGCCCGCGUACGCCGAGAAGACGGCUGUGCAGAAAGCCCUCCGGGAGAAGGCGGCGGGUGAUGGCGGCAUGACGUACACGCUCGUGCUGAACGGGCCGUUCCUGGACUGGGGCAUCAAGGUGGGCUUCGUGCUGGGCCUCAAGGACCGGCAUGUGAAGCUCUACGACGGCGGCGAGCGUGUCUUCAGUACGACGACGCUUGCCACCGUGGGCAAGGCUGUCGCCGCCGUGCUGAGCAAGCCCGACGAGACCAGGAACAGGCCCGUCUACGUGCAGGACACGGCGAUUACGCUGAAGAAGCUGUACGAGAUGGGCAAGAAAGCGACGCCCGGAGAGGUGUGGACGGAGGAGGUGGUAGAUACCGAUAAGCUCGUAGCCGAGGCCUGGGAGGUGCUCGAUUUUGACAAGGAUCCAUCACAGACAGACUAUGUGAUGAAGUUCAUUGCUGCUGCAAUCUGGGGCGAUGGUUACGGAGCACACUUUGACAAGACGAAUAAUGAGCUCCUCGGCAUCAAGGAACUGACCGACGAUGAGGUGCAGGCGAUUGUCAAUCGCUAUGCUUAGGGUUGGAGGGUUGGUUGAGUAUAGACGUGAUAUCUAGUAAACUGGAUAGAUUUGAACCCCGGC